CCACCACCACCAACCCACCUUACUCGCUUCAUCUAUGGGCAGAAAAAUAAUAACUUCCUUGAAAUUUCUCUAGUUUUUACACCAACCCCGUUGCUUUUCCUCUUGCUGAAAAGAACCCAGAAGCCAGAACUCUGUUCCCGUGGGCGCAAUGGAACGUGUGAGGAGGGUGGCUAACCGUGCAAUCCUCAGACGUUUGUUGAAUGAGGCCAAGCAAUCCAGGAAUGGGGCUGAAAUGAACUCUAGAUCAUCCCCUGUGUUGUACACACCUUCAAGGUAUGUGUCAUCACUGUCCCCAUUUGCUUCUAAUGGCUCUGUGUCAGAUUUGUUGUCUGGUAGAGGUGUGUCAUACAAUGUUGGUUAUGGGGUUGGGUCACAAAUUCGAUCUGUAUCGGUUGAGGCAUUGAAAUCCAGUGAUACUUUCCCUCGCCGACAUAACUCUGCAACCCCAGAAGAGCAGAGUAAAAUGGCUCAGUCAUGUGGGUUUGAGAGUCUUGAUGCACUUGUUGAUGCCACAGUGCCUAAAUCUAUUCGUAUUGAUUCGAUGAAGUUCUCUAAGUUUGAUGAGGGGUUAACUGAGAGCCAGAUGAUUGAUCACAUGAAGAAACUGGCAUCAAAGAACAAGGUGUUCAAGUCAUUUAUAGGGAUGGGGUAUUAUAAUACUCAUGUUCCUCCUGUGAUUUUGAGGAAUAUUAUGGAGAAUCCGGCUUGGUACACUCAGUAUACCCCGUAUCAGGCUGAGAUAUCUCAAGGCCGUCUUGAGUCCUUGCUUAAUUACCAAACCGUGAUUACAGAUCUUACUGGUUUGCCCAUGUCAAAUGCUUCCUUGCUUGAUGAGGGCACUGCUGCUGCUGAGGCAAUGGCUAUGUGUAACAAUAUACUGAAAGGAAAGAAGAAAACUUUUAUUAUUGCCAACAAUUGCCACCCACAAACAAUUGAUGUUUGUGAGACUAGAGCUGGUGGCUUUGAUAUUAAGGUAGUUACUGCAGAUCUUAAAGACAUUGAUUAUAGCUCGGGUGAUGUCUGUGGGGUAUUGGUUCAGUAUCCAGGUACUGAGGGUGAAGUUCUGGAUUAUGGAGAGUUUGUUAAGACUGCUCAUGCUCAUGGGGUAAAGGUUGUCAUGGCAACUGAUUUGCUGGCUUUGACAAUGUUGAAGCCUCCUGGUGAAUUUGGGGCAGAUAUUGUUGUUGGCUCAGCUCAGAGGUUUGGAGUGCCAAUGGGGUACGGAGGUCCUCAUGCUGCGUUCCUUGCCACUUCCCAAGAGUACAAGAGGCUGAUGCCAGGGAGAAUUAUUGGUGUUAGUGUUGAUUCUUCAGGAAAGCCUGCUCUGCGUAUGGCAAUGCAGACUAGGGAGCAACACAUUCGAAGGGACAAGGCUACCAGCAACAUCUGUACAGCCCAAGCAUUACUUGCAAACAUGGCCGCUAUGUAUGCUGUCUAUCAUGGACCUGAAGGCCUAAAAACCAUUGCCCAAAGGGUCCAUGGUCUAGCCGGAACAUUUGCACUAGGACUGAAGAAACUGGGGACAGUUGAUGCCCAGGGCCUUCCCUUCUUUGACACUGUUAAGGUCAAAGUUUCUGAUGCUCAUGCAAUUGCAGAUGCUGCUUACAAGAGUGAGAUGAAUUUGCGGGUUGUAGACCCAAAAACAAUCACUGUUUCAUUUGAUGAAACAACCACCUUGGAAGAUGUUGAUAAGCUUUUCAAAGUAUUUGCAGGGGGCAAAAGUGUUCAUUUUACUGCUGCAUCUCUUGCACCAGAAGUUCAGAAUGCAAUUCCUUCAGUGCUAACAAGAGAAAGCCCAUAUCUUACCCAUGCCAUAUUCAACACGUACCACACAGAGCAUGAGUUACUUCGCUAUAUUCACAGGUUGCAAUCAAAGGACCUUUCACUCUGCCACAGUAUGAUACCUUUGGGAUCUUGCACAAUGAAGUUGAAUGCAACAACUGAAAUGAUGCCAGUUACAUGGCCUAACUUUACUGACAUUCACCCUUUUGCCCCUGCUGAGCAGGCUGAGGGUUAUCAGGAAAUGUUCACAGAUUUGGGCGAACUGUUAUGUACCAUCACUGGUUUUGACUCAUUCUCAUUGCAACCUAAUGCUGGUGCUGCUGGCGAGUAUGCUGGGCUGAUGGUUAUUCGUGCAUAUCAUAUGUCAAGAGGAGACCAUCACCGAAAUGUGUGCAUCAUACCUGUCUCGGCACACGGGACAAAUCCUGCUAGUGCUGCUAUGUGUGGAAUGAAAAUUGUUGCUGUUGGAACUGAUGCCAAGGGGAACAUCAACAUUGAAGAGUUAAGAAAAGCUGCUGAAGCUCACAAGGACAACCUAUCUGCUCUCAUGGUUACAUAUCCUUCAACCCAUGGAGUCUAUGAAGAAGGGAUUGAUGAGAUAUGUAAAAUAAUUCAUGAAAAUGGAGGACAAGUGUACAUGGAUGGGGCUAACAUGAAUGCUCAGGUGGGCUUGACUAGCCCUGGUUUCAUUGGAGCAGAUGUUUGCCAUCUCAAUCUCCACAAGACAUUCUGCAUUCCACAUGGAGGUGGUGGUCCUGGCAUGGGCCCUAUUGGUGUUAAGAAACAUUUGGCACCAUUUUUGCCUUCACACCCUGUGAUACCUACAGGUGGCAUCCCAGCCCCCGGGGAGUCCAAACCUCUCGGUACAAUUUCUGCUGCACCCUGGGGCUCUGCACUUAUCUUGCCAAUAUCAUACACUUACAUAGCUAUGAUGGGGUCUAAGGGGCUCACUGAAGCUUCAAAGAUAGCUAUUUUAAAUGCAAACUACAUGGCCAAACGUUUGGAGAAUCACUAUCCCAUUCUAUUCCGUGGUGUGAAUGGAACUGUUGCUCAUGAAUUUAUCGUAGACUUAAGAGGCUUUAAGAAUACUGCUGGAAUAGAGCCAGAAGAUGUUGCAAAACGUCUUAUGGACUAUGGAUUCCAUGGACCAACAAUGUCAUGGCCUGUACCAGGCACCCUCAUGAUCGAACCCACUGAAAGUGAAAGCAAGGCUGAGUUGGACAGGUUUUGUGAUGCUCUUAUCUCCAUUAGGGAAGAAAUUGCACAAAUUGAGAAAGGAGAGGCUGAUAUCCUCAACAAUGUCCUGAAGGGAGCUCCUCAUCCACCAUCCUUGCUCAUGGGAGAUGCAUGGACAAAGCCAUACUCCCGUGAAUAUGCAGCUUUCCCUGCUUCCUGGCUCCGUACCGCUAAAUUCUGGCCUUCUACAGGACGUGUGGACAAUGUGUAUGGAGACCGCAACCUCAUCUGCACCCUUCUCCCAGUGUCACAGAUGGUGGAUGAACCAGCAGCAGCAACUGCUUAGGAUCAACAUCUGUGCCCCUUGAUGAGGGAGGGUUCUUCAUAGACAUGGAAAAUUAAAGCUAUCUUCCUCUUGCUCACUUGUAUAUAAAACUACUUCCCCUUUCUAUAUCCUCAUUUGCAGCUGGUGUCUUCAAUUUCAUUGAUAAAUACUGUGAUUAUUAGCUGCCUUAAUAACCAUUUUGUCAGGUAAUUGCAACUUAAAUGUUGUAAUUAUCAUUCCUCUAUAUUUUCAAUCCUGUCAAUAUUAGCAGGAGAAGGUGUCGCUUGUUCUACAUACA
Messenger RNA from Rubroshorea leprosula, 3581 nucleotides. Lineage: Eukaryota; Viridiplantae; Streptophyta; Magnoliopsida; Malvales; Dipterocarpaceae. The record is from the annotation of a GenBank genome assembly.